This is a messenger RNA of Wallemia ichthyophaga EXF-994, 1017 nucleotides long. Its product is annotated as Epoxide hydrolase 2. Gene Ontology annotation, molecular function: hydrolase activity. The transcript is spliced from 3 exons. The record is from RefSeq and is a predicted model, not a curated record. Lineage: Eukaryota; Fungi; Basidiomycota; Wallemiomycetes; Wallemiales; Wallemiaceae. The coding region runs from base 1 to 1017 and encodes 338 amino acids.
AUGAAUUUCGAUCUUCCGGAAAGCUACACACUCAAAAAUGCGAAUUUGCGUGGUUUGAAUUGGAAAUAUGUUGAUUUACUCCCUAAAAGUCCACAAAAAGGCACUUUCUUACUUGUGCACGGCUUUCCCGAUACAUGGUUCAGCUGGCACACUGUCGCUAAGCAGCUCGUAACGGCUGGAUAUCGCUGUGUGAUUCCAUCGCUCGUCGGCUUCUGUGGGACAGACACUCCUGAUGACUUGAAGCGAUACACGCGUGUUGAGAUGGCUCACGACAUGGCAGCCCUACUCGAGCAGCUUGAAAUUGAGCAAGUAGUCGCAGUUGGUCAUGACUGGGGAAGUAUGGCAGUGCAGCGGCUGGCCGCCAUAUCUCCAUCUAAAGUUGAAAAAGUUAUACUGUUGAGUGUGCCAUACACACCGCCGGCGACAGUUAGAUGCACACUGGAGAGCGUUGUGGAAGGAGGAUUCCCCGUAUUUGGAUAUCAGCUUCUGUGGAGAGAUGACAAAACAAUAGCGAGAUUAGAAAGCAGCGAGCCUCUCCGUAAGUCCUUCUUCGCCAGUCUUUUCUCUAGGCCUGGCGACAAAAGUGUACGGCCUGUCGGAUAUAAUUGGCAAAAACUCGGGUCGGAAGAGUGGGCUGCCGAAAUGCAUCCUCACACUACACACGAGUCGUCGCUUCUUGGUGCAUUCUAUGAAUGGCACGUUGCCCAGUUCAGCAGGUUCGGCAUGAGGGGUCCUUGCAGUCAGUAUAAGGUUUGGGAGUUGAACAGCGAACUAGAAGUGCAGCUCGAGCUGCCACAACGCCUCGAACAACCCAUUCUGCAGGUUUUCUUCGGCGGAGAAAGCCUCCUCAGUAAUAGACAGAAGAGGAUGGCUGUCGAAUCUUCUAACGAUCAAAUCAAGACUGUAAUAGUGGAAGAUGGGGAGUCUCACUGGUAUUUGUUGGAAAAACCAGACACGAUCAGCAAGCUUAUUUUUGAGUAUGUCGAUUGCGCAGGGCAGGCUAAGAGUAAUUUGUAA